AUGUCUUUUCUCUCCUUCCUCGGCUCCCUGUUGCCGUCAAGUUUUGUUGUCGCCAGCAAACCCCCCCAGCCCGACAGCGUCGAUACCAUGGAUCCAUCCGACGGAUUCCCCGCGUACCCCAGGCUGCCCACCGAGUUGCGCCACAUGAUUAUCAAGGAAGCACUCUGCAAUCACGAGCAAGAGACACACCGCGUUGUGCUCUUCGACCCAAUCACCCACGGCAUCUCCCCAACCAAGGAGCUUGCAACUAUGGCAUCCCCCCUCCUGUUCGUCAACGCCGAGUCCCGCAGCCUCGCGCUCAAAGUCUACGUCAAAGUCGACGUCUUCGGCAUCGGCGCCCCCAAUGACGACGAAUUCGGAAAUGAAAGGGACUGGUACAUUGUUCCGUGGCUCCGCGAAUACCUAUUCUACAACCAGUCUUUCGCCCUACAAAUCUAUCAAGUGGAUGACAAUAUCGAAAACAAGGGCUGCUUGUACAUCAAUCCCGAGAAGGACAUUUUCGUGACCGGCAUCAUCCCGCGCCAGGUUGCGCACACGACUGCCUUCCGCUCCUUGCCGGCCGAGCCCAACCCACCGUGGAGGAUCCCUCGAGACUUCAUCACCGACGUGCUUCAGGAGGACACCCUUGCCAGGAUCACCACUUUGCGGGAACUAGAGUGGGACCUCGAUGACAGGUGCAUCUCCUGCGGUGCCUGUGGGCACUGUGGUCUCAAGCGCCGCGUGUGCUGCACGGAGAACUUUUUCGACGAUGAUGAGAGGGGGGCAGAGUUGAGGCCGCUCUUCAGGCCGAGCGUCUUCUCCGGCGUCAAGUCUUUUGGCUUCUACCUGAUGGUCUCCCCUGACGACAUGCAGGAGUUCCUGUCGGGCAUCGUGCGCAUGGGUGGCAGGGCAUGCUUGGAGGAUGAAUGGCAGGAGCGGUAUCUGGAGUUCGAUCUGGCACGCCUUGGGAAGUGA
Messenger RNA from Diaporthe batatas, 954 nucleotides. RefSeq lists its product as uncharacterized. The record is from RefSeq and is a predicted model, not a curated record. Lineage: Eukaryota; Fungi; Ascomycota; Sordariomycetes; Diaporthales; Diaporthaceae. The transcript is spliced from 2 exons. Bases 1 to 954 code for a protein of 317 amino acids.